GCGGCGGCAACCGUUCAAACGGGCAGCGACCGUCGUCGUCGCGCGAUGCUCUCGGCGUCGAGGCCUCCUUCGUCGCGAGCGAGCUACCGCUAAAUGGGAUUCCUCGAUCGUGUCUCCAGUCGCCGGCCAACUCUCAAGCAGUCGAGAGCUGGGGCGCACCAGCGAGAAUGAGGUCGUCGAGGCACCGCGUCCGAGGAGCGACGCAGCGGGAGCUGGGGGCAGCGCGGCUCGGCGAUCGGCGACGGCAGCAGCCAGUCCAGGAGGAGGAUGAGCGCGCGGGCGCAGUCGACGCCGGAGCGCGGCGGCCGACGCGCCGAGCAUGAUCGGCGCGAGCUUCGGCAGGCGAGAGAGCGCUGGACCAUGAGAGCCGUCGGCAGCUGGUGGUGGUGGGCGUUGUGCUGCUGGCACUGGGGACCGACGGCCGGGGCCCAGCAGGCCGGGCUGUCGGCGCGAGUGCGCGGUGACUUCAUCAUCGGCGCGCUCUUCAGUGUGCACUACCAGCCGUCGAGCAAGCAGGGCGCUCUGGUCUGCGGCGCCAUUCGCGAGCUGUACGGCAUCCAGCGGGUGGAGACCGCGCUCUGGACCCUCGACCAGAUCAACAACAGCUCCGACGUGCUCAGAGGCGUGACCCUAGGGCUGGAGGCUCGCGACUCGUGCUGGUCGGCGCCGGUGGCCCUGCAGCAGAGCAUCGAGUUGGUGCGCGACGCCAUCCGGCCGGCCAACGCCAAGGCGCUGGCUCCGGUCUCGGAUGCCUGUCUCGUAGACGAGGAGGCACUCGCCUCGGACACCGUUGAGAAAGCAGCUCCGCUGAUCGGCGUGGUUGGGCCGGGCUCCAGUUCCGUGGCGCUUCAAGUGCAGAACUUACUGCAGCUCUUCUCCAUUCCACAGGUCGGCUAUUCUUGUACCUCGAGGGACUUGAGCGACAAGAGCCGAUACUCGACCUUCCUGCGGGUUGUUCCCUCGGACUACUAUCAGGCGCAGCUGCUCGUCGAUCUCGUGCGAUACUUCAACUGGACCUACGUGUCGAUCGUCAACACCGAUGAGAACUACGGGACCAGCGGGAUCCAGGCGUUCCGCGAGUUGGCCGAGAGGAACGGCGUCUGCGUGGCCAGAGAGGACUCGAUUUUGACGACCGCCGACGACGCCGCCUUCGACGCCGUGAUCGCCAACUUGGACCAGGAUCCAGCGGCGAACGUCGUCGUCUGCUUCUGCGAGGGACUGACCGUCAGGCACCUCAUGGAGUCGUCCAAGAGGAUGAAUCUCACCGGACGAUUCGUCUUCGUCGGCAGCGACGGCUGGGCCGACCGAGACGACGUGGUACACGACCUGGAGACGGAAGCCUGGGGCAGCCUCUCGAUACGCAUUCACUCGCCCUACGUCACGGACUUCGAUCCCUACUACCUCGCGCUGCACCCCUACAACAACAGCCGCAAUCCUUGGUUCAACGAGUUCUGGCAGUUCAACUUCAACUGCAGCCUGCCCUGGGAAGCCGACAAAGACGCCAACUACAAGCUGCCCCCCAACUUUCCCAAUUGCACAGGCGAGGAGAGGCUCACGUACGAGAAGCACAAGCAGGAUCCAAAGAUGAGCUUCGUGAUGAAGUCGUUCUGGGUGAUGGCCUACGGACUGCACAACAUGCUCGAGGAGAUCUGCGGCCCCAAGUACGUGGGCGUCUGCAAGCAGAUGUUCCCCUUCAACGGCACGCACUUCAGAAAUCACCUGAUGAACGUCACCUUCAACUUUGGCGAGGAUCUCGUGGAAUUCGACCGCCGAGGGGAUCCACCGGGCAGGUACGAGAUCUUGAACUACCAGCUGAUGCCCAACGGCAGCUACGCUUACGUGCAAAUCGGCGAGUGGAACAACGGCACGCUCAACUUCAACGGGCUGCCGCAGUCACGGCACCCGCGACUCGUCGAGAGCGUCUGCUCCAAGCCCUGCCCGCCCGGAUAUUACAAGAAUUUCAAGACCGGCGGCCAGGAGAAGCGAUGCUGCUGGGCUUGCGUGCCGUGCGACCACGAGGAGCUCGUCGACGAGGAGCAGACCGGCUGCAUUCCCUGCCCUAACGGGCAGCUGCCCAACAGGAACAAGACUGCCUGCUACGUGAUACCCGUGGAGCACACGCAGUGGCGCGACGCCGAGGCUAUCAUAGCCAUGUUCUCGGCGGCGCUCGGCCUGCUCGCCACCUGCGUCACCUGCCACAUCUUCGUCCGGCACAACGACACCCCCGUCGUCAAGGCCAGCACGCGCGAGCUCAGCUACCUCAUCCUCGCCGGGAUGGCCGUCGCCCAUCUAUCCGUGCUGGCGAUCCUGGCGAAGCCCAGCCACACGUCGUGCACGCUGAGCCGACUCAUGCCGGGCAUCAGCUUCGCCAUGAUUUACGCGAGCCUCUUCACCAAGACCAAUCGGAUCGCGCGCAUACUCGCCGGUUCGAAGAAGCGCUUCCCCAAGCGGAAGCCCCUGUUCAUGUCCGCCACCGCCCAGAUCAUGAUCACGCUGACGCUGAUCGCGAUGGAGGUGGCCGUGGCGACGGCGAUGCUGCUGAUGGAGCCUGCGGUGCCGGUGCUGGACUUCCCGGCGCGCAACCGGGCCGUGCUCACGUGCCCGACGCUGCCGCGCGCGGUGCUGUCGCCACUGGCCUUCGACGCGCUGCUCAUCGGCCUGUGCACCCUGUACGCGGUCAAGACGCGUAACGUGCCCGAGAACUUCAACGAGGCCAAGUUCAUCGGGUUCGCCAUGUACACCACCUGCGUCAUCUGGAUCGCCUUCGUGCCCAUCUACUUCGGCAGCGAAACCAAGGUGCUGACCAUGUGCAUGUGCGUGACGCUCAGCGCCUCGGUCACCCUGGUCUUCCUCUUCGUGCCCAAGCUCUACAUCAUAGUGCUGCGGCCGGAUCGCAACAACCGAGCCUACUUCACCACCAGCAAGUCCAUCAGGUGCCACAUCGGCGCGCGCGUCGCUGCCGCCAUCGCCGAACCCGCGCCCAAGCGCGCGGUCUAUCGGAUCUCCGAGUCCGAGACUUCCUCUUCUGUUUUCAGGACCAGCAGCAUCAAGAGGCGCACUCUGUCCAUCCAGACGGAUAAGGAGCUACUUCUGUCGUUCUACCAGAGUCUCUCCGUGUCCAAGUCUUCGCCAGUCAAGGAGGACCAGUCACAGUCGCAACCGAAGCCCCGCAGCGAUGAAAAGCAGUGGGCUGAGCUCGACGUCAAGCGCCUCGUCGACGACCUGCGCAGACGGUCGGUGACGUCGCACGGCCACAGCCAAACGAACUGCCAUCAGGGACCAACGCGAACGCGCAUCCGUCAGCGGAGCGAGGGAGAGUCCUGCGAGUCCGGCGAGUCCCUCCUCAAUAUCACCAUCACUCUAGGCUCCGACUACCUCGACGUCGACUCCAGUACGCUCUGAUCAUCCUCGCUUCAUCCACAACUGCUUUGCUCGUUGCGCUCAUCUCACAUUCCAGUCGACACACGCGCAUCUUUUAUCUCUAUCACGCCGGCUUUUCUUUGACUUGUCUCGUGACUCUUUACUGAAAAUCGCAGCAGCUCAAAGCUUUUCUCCGUGUACCGAAUACUAUUAUUGAGUAGUCGUAAUAAAACGAAUGCUAAUAACAAUCAAGAUUCUUCAAAUAAGUUGCUAAAGUUUGCGUACUACUGUAUGUUUAUGCAGUUCCAUUUUCAUACCAUUAUGUUAUGAGGAUACUCUUGUUUUAAUUUAUCAUUAACUUAAAAAUACAUUGAAUAGUUUUGAUAUACAUAGCUCAGAGGGAAAGAGAACAAUCAAACUUCUAGGAAAUCUGACUGUAUUCUUUUAUACUAAUCAGCGAAACAAUCGUUUUCUUUGUGUUUUUUUCUUAAUAUCAAAUUUGCUACUUAAUUUUCUAUCUAGUCAUUUUUGUGCGUGCGUGUGAUUAUAAGUAACAAAACUGUAAUAUCAUAUAAAAUUAAUACUAAAACAAUUAAAUUUUUUUUAUGGGAGGGGGCUGCACAAAAUGCAAUUUUUUACAAAAUGUGUUUUGAAGUAUGAUGAUUGUAAGCAACGCGAUAAAAUACAUUUAUAAUAUGUACAAGACUCUAGAAAUUGUUGUCAGAAGUCAAUUGCUUAUUUUAAAGAAAAUCAUCUUAUCGGUAGAAUAGGAUUUUUACAAGGUGACUAAAUCUAUAAAUUAUUAAACUUGCAAAUUUAGUUUUAUUGGUCAAUUAUGUACAUAGAUUAUUAUAUUAUUGAAAUAACAUUAAUUAUAUAAUAAUUUUUUCAAUUGUGCUAUCAUUUUACAACAAAAUAUUCUAACAUAUACUCAUUUAAAAAUUGCAACUAUUACUACAUAAAAUAUUUAAACAGGAAACAGUU
Messenger RNA from Phymastichus coffea, 4344 nucleotides. Its product is annotated as metabotropic glutamate receptor 1-like. Gene Ontology annotation, cellular component: postsynaptic density membrane. The record is from RefSeq and is a predicted model, not a curated record. Lineage: Eukaryota; Metazoa; Arthropoda; Insecta; Hymenoptera; Eulophidae. The transcript is spliced from 16 exons. Gene Ontology annotation, molecular function: G protein-coupled receptor activity involved in regulation of postsynaptic membrane potential; adenylate cyclase inhibiting G protein-coupled glutamate receptor activity. Gene Ontology annotation, biological process: G protein-coupled glutamate receptor signaling pathway; regulation of synaptic transmission, glutamatergic. The coding region runs from base 268 to 3402 and encodes 1044 amino acids.